CGCUAUAUUCCAACUAAAUUAGACUCACAACGUUUGGAAGAACAGCGUUUGGAAGAACGGCGUUUGGAGGAACUGCGUUUGAAGAAACAGCGUUUAGAGGAAAUGAUUGAACUGCUUGAAAUGUAUUACCAGAUGAAAGAACAGCGUUUGGAUGAACAGCGUUUGGACGAACUGCGUUUGAAGAAACAGCGUUUGGAGGAACAGAUUGAACUGCAUGAAAUGUAUUACCUGAUGACAGAACAGCAUUUGCGUUUGUAG
Racocetra fulgida is the source of this 258-nucleotide messenger RNA. The record is from the annotation of a GenBank genome assembly. Lineage: Eukaryota; Fungi; Glomeromycota; Glomeromycetes; Diversisporales; Gigasporaceae.